Molecule: messenger RNA, 333 nt
Organism: Suillus clintonianus
Lineage: Eukaryota; Fungi; Basidiomycota; Agaricomycetes; Boletales; Suillaceae
Exons: 2
Coding region: 1-333 (110 amino acids)
Biological process (GO): protein phosphorylation
Molecular function (GO): protein serine/threonine kinase activity; ATP binding
Source: RefSeq, a predicted model, not a curated record
AUGUACGAUGUCUUCCUUGCAACACCACUCCUUCCUUCGGGUGCUUUGUAUCGUGAGGUGAAGUUUUCUGGUAAUGAGCAACUCAACAAGGACAUGAUUGGCCAUGUGGUGGAUGCUUACUCGCACCAUGUUCUUGUUGACUCCACAUCUGAGAUUUUGAUAUCUGACAUUCAAGGCAUCAUAGCUCCAGACCAUAGUGUCAUAUUGUUCGAUCCUCAAGCUCAUAUGUACGUUCCUUUCACGGCCGCUACCAUCUUUAGCGUGUCCAUAUCUGACCACUACUACACUGAGAAUUGUCACAAACAUUGUCAUGACCCAAAAAUAGGAUUGUGA